Molecule: messenger RNA, 8505 nt
Organism: Anolis carolinensis (green anole)
Lineage: Eukaryota; Metazoa; Chordata; Lepidosauria; Squamata; Anolidae
Gene: fkbp5
Product: FKBP prolyl isomerase 5
Exons: 11
Coding region: 189-1559 (456 amino acids)
Molecular function (GO): peptidyl-prolyl cis-trans isomerase activity; protein binding
Source: RefSeq, a predicted model, not a curated record
GCAUGUGUGGAUGUAGCUAGAUUGCCUUUAAAGAUGGUUCCUGCCUCGGUAGCAGAAAAAGGAGAGAAAAGAGGGAGAGGAAAUUGGGCAGAGAGGAGAUAUCCCUCCUGAUCAUGGCCAGCAUGCUACCAUAGGUGCUACUUUUAAGAGAAUAGGUUCUCAACAGGCAGUGCCUGUGAAAUGAGAACAUGACAACUGAUGAGGCUACAAAGAAGGAAGGAGAUGUCCCAACAGCUACUCUUGUUGAACAAGGCGAGGACAUCACACCAAUCAAGGAUCGAGGAGUUUUGAAGAUUGUGAAGAGGCCAGGAAAUAAAGAUGAAUCUCCAAUGAUUGGAGACAAGGUUUAUGUUCACUACAAAGGAAAGCUGGCUAAUGGGAAAAAGUUUGAUUCCAGCCGUGACAGGAAUGAGCCAUUUAUCUUCAGCCUGGGCAAAGGCCAGGUCAUCAAGGCAUGGGACAUUGGGGUUGCCACCAUGAAAAAAGGUGAAAUCUGCCACUUGCUGUGCAAACCAGAAUAUGCAUAUGGUUCUGCUGGUAGUGUUCCAAAGAUCCCCUCAAAUGCAACACUCUUCUUUGAGAUUGAAUUGCUUGAUUUCAAGGGAGAGGAUUUAUUUGAGAAUGGAGGUAUUAUCCGCAGAAUCAAACAGAAAGGUGAAGGAUACUCCAACCCUAAUGAAGGAGCAGCUGUUCAAAUCCAUCUGAAAGGAUUCUGUGAUGGCAGAAUGUUUGAUUGCAGAGAUGUAGCUUUCACUGUUGGAGAAGGAGAAGACCAUGAUAUUCCCAUUGGAAUUGACAAAGCCCUGGAGAAGAUGCAAAGGGGGGAACACUGCAUUCUGCAUAUUGGAGCUCAAUAUGGGUUUGGUGAAGCAGGGAAGCUUGCAUUUGGCAUAGGGCCAAAUACUGACCUUGUAUAUGAAGUUAUACUGAAAAGUUUUGAAAAGGCCAAAGAAUCCUGGGAAAUGGACACCAAAGAGAAACUUGAACAGGCUGCCAUUGUUAAAGAGAAAGGGACUGUUUAUUUCAAGGAGGGCAAGUACCUGCAAGCAGUGAUUCAGUACGGGAAGAUUGUAUCCUGGUUAGAAAUGGAAUAUGGCUUAUCAGAAAGGGAAUCUAAAGCUUCAGAAUCCUUGUUGCUGGCUGCCUUCCUCAACCUUGCCAUGUGCUCCUUGAAGCUGAGGGAUUAUACUAAAGCAAUUGAGUACUGCAAUAAGGCAUUAGCACUGGACCAGGCCAAUGAAAAGGGCUUGUACAGAAGAGGAGAAGCACGUCUACUCAUGAACGAAUUUGAGCUGGCAAAAUGUGACUUUCAGAGAGUGCUAGAAGUGAAUCCAGAAAACAAGGCAGCCAGAUCACAAAUCACCAUUUGUCAGAAGAAAACAAAGGAACACAAUGAGCGUGACCGAAAGAUAUAUGCCAACAUGUUCAAGAAGUUUGCAGAAAGAGAUGCAAAGGAGGAGGCCAGUAAAACCCCAGAAGAGCAGGAAGAAAAGGCAUCGUCUGAAAUUGAUCUUACGAAGACAGUGACAGAAGGCAAAGAAUCAGAGGGCCACGUAUGACUGUGCAGCAGAGAGACAAUCCUUCUGAAUUUGGCCUCCACUCAAACAGGUUUCUGAAGAACUCAGAAUUCAACAGUGUUUAUUGUAAAGCUUGUUACAGUAGGCGUUGUUGUGGAAGCAAAAAGGCCUAUACAGCACAGCUUCACAAGGAACUAUAAAACCAUCUCCACUGCUCUGAGCACGCUCAGCAGUGGAACAUGCACAGAAGGACAGAAUGGGACCACUCCACGUGGAACAAAUGGUUAAAAAUACAAAUACACACAAUGGUUCUUGGCUAUAGAAGAUUUUUAUUGAAGCGGUUAAAGUAGAACUCAUUUCAGUUUGCAUCUGUUUUAAAGGCAGUGACCAGGGUUCUAUAAAAUGAGUCAGCGUAUAGGAGCAGUCAGCUGUAUAAUUUUGGCAUUGCAUUUGAUUGUACUGUAGUAGCACCAUAUGGGUGUAUGUUGUCUGUGUUUUAAAAAAGAAAAAAGGGCCUCAAGUGCCACCAACUCAAGGCAUCAUUUUAGCACUACUAGAACCAAAUGACAGCCAGUUGAAAGCCAGACUCCCGGGAUCUUGUUCCGUCUGUUCCGUAUAGCCUAUGAUGUGUGUGUUUUUUUUUCUUGUAGCACAAUCUGGUUUCUCAGGGAACUGAGUAGUCCAAAUCACAUUAUUCUUAAAGUUUUGCUUGCUAGCAGGUCCCUGAGGGAGUGAUGAUUCAGUGCACCUGAAGUGCACCUGCCAACAAGCUGCUAGAAGAAAAGGGCACUGGAGUUAGCUACCCCCUUGUCACUCCUUCCAACUUCUGUUAAAUGUAAUCAUCGAGGACUCUCAAAUACUCAAGUGACUAAUUUCUUUUUAUGCUUUUGUUUUGAGGAAUUGAGGCAAAUAUGGUCAGCAACAGAUUUGGAUUUUGUGCUUUGUGCCUUUUCUAAAAUUAUAUUACACCAAAUAACCAGGAUAUUGAAAUUAGAGAAAAUCUUGACAAUUAACUCGACUAGCAAUGCAGUUAAUUGUCUUUUCAUCACAGUGAAAAUGUUUUUAAAAUUAAGUUUAUCAUUUGGCCAUAACAUUUUUUGCUCAUUUUAGGAUUCUUAUCCCAGAUUCUUGUUUGGAUUUCCUUUUAUGUUGCCAUCUUGUUAGUCAUUGUUUUAUCAAGCAGAGAGGAUCAAUUCUGACAUAAACACAAUCUGAAGGAGUCAGAACUGAUAUAGUUUAAAGCAAAGGGCUUUCACAGCAAAUGAAUCCUAUCAAUCUCAAAACCAACAAUAGCACUAGAAUACAUUGUGUACUCAUUUCUAGAAAAAGAUAGUUUCAACCUAUAGUGAACAUGCCCCACUGAACUUACUGGGACUUGUAGGCCUAAUUUUCCUCAUGAUUUGUUUACUGAUCUGUGAUGGAACUCAAAACAGAUUCAUAGCAUAAGCAGCUAUAGCUUCGUUACAUUUUAGGGCAUUGUGUUUUCUUAUAUGUCAGAUGGGUAACACUGCUUUUACACCAAUUUAAUUUUUUAUUCUAAUUUUCAAAAGGGAAUUAACAAAUAAUCAAAACUUUUACUGUUGAUUUUCUUCACUGUUAAAAUAAUUUUCUUUUUUCUUAUUCCUGCUUUUACUGAUAGCAUAGUUCCCUGUUAUCUCUCCUUUCCACAUUACUGUUAUGUAUGAUCACAAAAAAACAAAGAAGAGCAAUAUGUUAUUGAUAACAUAUUGCAUUGAAAGUAUGGCACCAUUUGCCUCAAUAACCCAGGGAUAUUCUCAAGCAAUCACAUUCUAGGAGACCAACAACCAAUCUUGGCCCUCAAAACUCUUGUUAAUGCUGUUGAACACUCUUUAUGUGCCAAGAUUACUGAACAGGGUGCAAUGAGAUGUAGGGAUGAUGUUAUAUUAGAUAUGCACUGAACAGCACUUUGAACAUGUGAGAGAGGGUUUAUUUUGCUACAUGGCCAAGUAUAUUGUUUUAUUAUUAUCAUAUCAUAAGUUUAAAUGUUAUGUGAACCAAAUUGACAAAAUAUGGAGGAAGUAAUUCAGAUUGCAAGACAUCUUUAUUUUUGAUCUCCAGGUUAGUAACAACAUAGUCCACAUGAGUUAUGAGAAAGCCUUAAACCUAUUCCUAAUAAACUAACAUGAGAUCAAGAUGGCUAUAUAUAUAUAAUGUUAAAAUAAAUUCAAUGUGCCUCAUAUUGAAAUACUACAGUGCUGACAUCAAGUGAAAACGGAGUUGAUACAGCACUCAAAGUUCCUUUUUGUCUGUGUGUUCAAUUCUGUUUUGUUUGAAGGAAUAUGAAUACUGUCAUCUUGUAGAUUGCAAAUGAAUAUAAUUUUAUGUCCAUCUUGGUGAGACAAAGGAUUUUCAAAGGCUCUCCCUGUGGUUUUUCAAAUAAUGAUUGAUUACUUACAAUGGUAACUAGGGUUUCAGUUUCACUGUGACUCUUCAGCUGCCAAAAAGAUUUUUUAUCUUCAGUAGACAGUGGUUUGGUGUGUGAAAACUCCUCUCUAGUAGAGGAGAAUCACUAAUAUGCUCUUAUUACUGCCCUUCAAAAUGUUCCAAAUGUUGUAUUCUUGUGUAUUGUCUCUCCAUGAAUAUGAAUAUCAGAGUGGUCCUAAUGAUGCCAUAGAAUAGGAAUCUUGUUGGAAUAGUCAGAGUGUUUGAGAUCAUCACCAUAACCAAUGGAUAUGUCUUACAGUUCUCUACCUUUGUGGAGCAAUUGUCCUUUCCUUUGGCAUCCUUUUCCUCUGCAUAAGAUCCAGUGACACAUGUGCAGUUGCCUUAUGCCUCAUUGUCCCCAACUGGGCCAAGGAACACAGGUCCUGUGUGCCUGCACUGUCAGGGUUUUCUACUGGGCCUGGCAGGCCUCCAAAUCUUGUAAUGAAUCCAGUUCUAUAAGGCAUAUAGAACUCUUAAUGUCUGUAUCUGACACUAAACAUCUACUUAGCCAGUAUAUCUGUCCAAGUAAUUCACACAAUUGUUUCUCCAGUUUAUAAUGAUACAUGAUAGAUGUCUCAUAGCCUCAAGAACCCUUUGUCUUGGGUACUUCCUUUCUCUUCUUCCCAGAACUCUGUUGCUCUUAAUUUUCCAUAAUGUUACCCACUGACUAUAGAACGUUGGUGAGGAUGUCUGAUGUCUGACUGUAGUGUGUGAUGUGGUGGUUGUGGCUGGAAAUUUAAACUUUUACAGGUGCAUAUUUAAGCAACUUCCUGUUUUGCAAUCCUGUAAAUGUCUGUCCUCCUUUUAUUUUACUUUUAUGUCAGCUUCAACAUCAAGAUAACUGCAUCUACCUCAGUAAUAAGUGACUUUUUUGCUCUUGAAUACAGCCAUUAGAUAUUCACUUUCUUGGUCUAAAUUGAAUUGGCUUCAACAGAAAUCCUGUUCCCUGCUGAGCAGAACCUCUUGUAUUUGUUCCAAAUUAUUUUCACUACCCCCAAAAUUAUUGGUUCCUGGAUUAGAGUUUGAUAAGACAACUCUUGUAAGAGGAAAGCAAAACUUCUUAGUUUAUCCACUGUCUUCAAAAUGUAAACUGGUAAAUCUUCUCUCAAAAAUGGAUUACACAUUCCUCUAUUGUUGGCUUCUAAAUGCUUGAUAUUAGUAGGGACUAGUUGUACUAUUCGACAGAGAGUGCGAGGCAUCUAGUUGUUAGUAUGGUACUUCAAAACUACAUUCUUGGAGUUUCCUGUUGAGAUAAUUAAAGUUAAUAGCACACAACUUGCAGAAAUGGCUUCUUAUUGUGCCAAAAUCCUUCCUGUCCCUUUACUGCCUUUUUAUGCUCUCUCCUUAGUUCUUGUAAAUCAGUGGUUCUCAACCUGGGGUCCCCAGAUGUUUUUGGCCUUCAACUCCCAGAAAUCCUAACAGCUGGUAAACUGGCUGGGAUUUCUGGGAGUUGUAGGCCAAAAACAUCUGGGGACCCCAGAUUGAGAACCACUGUUAUAAAUUGUGUCUAGAUGGGGUGACUUCCCUACUAUCUGUGGACUUUAAAAACAGAAAGCCAUAAUUCUUUCACUUGAAAGAAGCUGCCCCCCACCAUUGUUCCACUAACCCAUUAAUUAAUCAACAUAUUUCUUAAUGUGCUUGGGAUGCAGUAGAGAUGGAUUCUUCACCAAUUAGUGUCAUCUUGUUCUAUUUUGAUGAUUACUGGUCUGGUGUUUACUUCGUUGAGUCAGAGACAGAAAAAAAGCACUCAUCCUAUUUCUGUUGUACCAAUGGACUGAAAUUGUCUUUAUUAAAUCAGCUUUGAAAUGUCACAUUUGCCACUAACAAUACAUUGGCAGUCAGAGAGAGAGAGAGAGAGAGAGUUCAAUGUCCACUUGUGACACAUCUCAAGUUGAGAAAAUGACAAAUAAUCAGAUCUGUAUGAUGUCUCCUUUUGGACUUUUGUUGUUGUUGCUUAAAUACAGUUUAUUCUGGAACUAUAAAAAUCUAGACAUUUUGCAAAAUAUUAUCUGUUUUCUGGAAGUCUUAAUUCAACAUCUGGAAUAUGUAACUAAUUUAGCCUAACUUAAUGUCUCUGUUUUCACUUGAUUUUGCUGUUGAAGUGCCAAUAACAAAAGGCCCACAGAUUUGACUGGCCUUGAUGGUAGCUGGUAUGUGUGAGUAAAACCAAUCCUGCCUAUUGCCCACAUGGGAAAAUAGCAAAACAUGUGCCUGCCGUUCUGCUAUUGCUGGCACAGCAUGAGCAAUAACAGCUUAAUUGCAUUUGCUGUGGGAGAUGGAGAGACAGGUAUUCACAUAAGACUUCUGCUGCAGGUGUGGGGAGUCCUCUGAAUAGUGUUGAACCUCAACUCUCAUUGUGGGACUUGCAGUCCAACAAAAUGGAGAGGGCCGUGUGAUUUGCAUCUUUGCUCUAUAAUUUAGCUUUCUCCAACAUAAAGAGCUGUGAUACUGGAACUGCAGGCUUUGUAUAUUCUUUGUUAUUAGAAUGAAAUAACUACAACCUCAUUCAGCCUUCCUGGCACAAGUCUGUCCUAAGCACAGCAUAGCAUUAUAGCAAUUCUAGCACAGAAUUAGUCAUCUAAAUACUUACCCAGAAACUAUUAUUUCUUAUCCCAUUUGAAUAGGCAAACAUCAAAUUAUAAAGUGGCGUUAGCAGCCAGAACAUUUGUUUUUGUAGUUGUGUCCUGAUGUGUUGUAUUUGUUCCACUAAUUAUUUACCUCACCUUGAAAAUGCUAAGGCUGCAAAAUGAAUUCUGCAUUUUCACAUCUCUGAUCCAGCCUCUCUCUAUUGGACCACACAACUUGUCAACCUCAGAGUGAAAUAAAAGUGUGGCCCAUCCACACACUACCUUUUAAUGCACUUUUCUUGGAUGAAUAUUCAUCUCCGUGUUAGGAGAAAAUGACACAAAGUGGCCUUGAAAAGGGAGAGGAAAGAAGAGCAAAGCAGGUGAUCUACCUCAGGGCUAAAGACUCUGAGCCACCCUUCUUCGUCAAGAAAGGAAUGAGAAUGCCUUGCUCCAGUGAUAGAUGCCAAGGCAGGGCUACCAUAUAUCUUCUUUCAACCAAUUUUUAGCCUAGCUCAGCACAGAACCGAACAGAGGUGAGGAAUGAUAAUACUCUGAUGUUUCCUAAGAAUAUGCUGCUAAUGCAACAAAAUACAGACAGCACAGCCAUACGGGCAGCAUUCAUUCAUAUAUUUUCCUCUCUUCAUUUGGAGUCCUUCUAAAGCUGAAGGUUUUUCUGAGUCCAUUUCCUUUCUCUCUAACCACCUUUGAGGUUCAGGAGCUCAGCAUGACAUCUGAAUCCUCUCUCUUCCAUGCAACUGAAGUCAGAAACAUGUUUACCAACACAAGCAGGAUUCCACCCCCUUUUUUAGUUACCUUUUAAAAACCAGUUGGAGCCUUAAAUUUUUGGAAAGGUUACAUGUGUUGUCUGUUUUGAGAGUGAAAACAUAGAACACUUUUAAGAGCAGGAAGGCAAGGUGAUAGUUCCUUCACCAUAGUCAGCACUAGAAUAGGUUUUCCUCUUCAGGGCAAGCUCUGAGAAAGUGGUUCUGCAAGUUUAUAGUAUCAAGGGUAAACCAGUUACAAAUGUUCUAGCUGUCUUUUGUGUUUGGCCACAUGUGUGUACACACUCCUGUGAAUCUCCAGAACAAUUUUGCAUCUAAUUUUGCUUUGCAUUUUCAGUAAGAUAGGGGAAAAUGACAACUUCAGUGCAUGCCACUUUAAGUGGACCUCUUCAGAAAGCAGAAAGAGGAAGGGCAAGGCUUACAACCAAGAUAGUAUUCAAAUUGCAGGGCCCAUAUGUCUGUUCUUUAAAUACUGUAUCUUCUUUCCCUCUUCAUGGCUCUUUUCCUUAUACAUACUUGGAGAGAAUCCUUAGGGUCUGGUAAUUUUCUGUGUCCAGCUGUGAUUACCUCAUAGAACAAACAGAAAUUAGGAAUAAUGUAGUAAAGAAAAUCUACCUGGAUCCCACUUUCCCCAUUCAGUUUUGCCAAAUCAAAUAGAAUAAAAACAGUUUAAUUCAAUUUUCUAAUGCAACAGCCCCACAACAAUUAUGGUCUGUUGUAGUAUGUGUACAGCACAAGCCAUCAUGCAUCACUUCAGUCAACUUUGCCAGUUCUGUUGUUUUUCGGUCCCGUCCCUGGGUCUUGCUUUAUGAAGAAAUGUCUCCAAAACAAUUUUAAAUUACAAAAAGCAGCUUGGCAACAUGAACCUCUGUCUCCCCCUAAAACAUAGCACAACAAAACAAUGCAGUUCUCAUGUGUCAUGGCUUUACAGAGUGAAAGGUAACAGUUUACAGACUUGCAGAAAUCAAAGCAAUUUUAUUACAUGGAAUAUACACUGAGUAGGGAAGGCAGUUAUCUACUGGGGUGGUGCAGAGGUGGAUUGUUCCAAGGAUCUGUUCAUCCUUGAAGGGUAGGACAUUCUCGAAGCACUUGUUACAAUGACUUAAAGCACUUAUCAGUGUUAUGGGAAGUGUUUUAACCCCCUACUUCUGUCAAUCCAUGAAACAACAAUAAAAUCUGACUUUUUCCUCACCA